Molecule: messenger RNA, 639 nt
Organism: Camellia sinensis
Lineage: Eukaryota; Viridiplantae; Streptophyta; Magnoliopsida; Ericales; Theaceae
Source: RefSeq, a predicted model, not a curated record
CACCACAAUGACUGGGGGAAAUGUUAUCUCUGCUUCAAUGGAGACGAAACUGCAUAAGAUCCUCCACAUGUUCCACAAGAAAGUCUAUCCUGAAAACUCAACUUCUGCAUGGAAAUCAGAUAAGCCCCACAAGAAUGAACCGAAGAACAUCACCUAUGAGGAGGGGUACUAUGACGGAGAUUAUACGCACCCAGGGGAAGAUAUCAUAAUAUUUCCCCAUACAGCCCUUUCAAAAGAGAGCAUACGAUGCUUCAAGAGACACUCAAACCCAUCACAACUCACAAUCAGUGGAAGCAAUUCAAAUGGGAACAGCAAAAACUGGAUCAAUACAGAUGCAGACUGUAAGUACACAUAUAGCUACCUUUCCCAAAAUCUAUUUUAUGCUCCAGACUUCAUGGUGAUUAUAAUUUGAUUAUAGAAACUAAAUUCUGAGCCCACAGAAGUUGGCAUUUACACUAUCACUUUUGGACUGAUGAAGUUGUACAUCCUUCAACUUCUAUUCUUGAUAAGGACAAAGGAAAGACCUAGUUUAUGGGUUUUGUCAGAUAUAAUGAUCUCCUUCUAACUGGCCUCAUGUAUUAUGGAUUUAAUUAUUCGAGUUGUGCAACUAUUUUGGUUAUUAGUCUGAUUCAAUUCUAU